This is a messenger RNA of Blepharisma stoltei, 1333 nucleotides long. Lineage: Eukaryota; Ciliophora; Heterotrichea; Heterotrichida; Blepharismidae. The record is from the annotation of a GenBank genome assembly.
AUGGUGAAACUCGAGAAUUACAGCGGUCUUACCAAGAAGCAAGAAGAUUUACUCAAAACCCACUAUUGCUUUGACAGCUUUGGGCUGAUAAAUCUCAAUUUAGUUCAAAAUGACUAUACCUUCCACACUAGAGCUUCAGCAAAACAUCCAAAUGCACUUGCUCCAAUUCUUGCAUCAACUUGGCUUCAGCUUCGUAAAAACAAUAUGUCAUUGAAAUCUAAACUCCGCACAGAUGGUUUAUCCCACUUUAUCUAUGAAACGACGCCUAAAUCAAUUAUUGAAAAUACCAAGCUUAAAGCUGAAUGGAAAACUUCCCAAGUAAAAGGGGUUCAAAAUACAGAGCCAAGUGCUACCAUUGAGUUUUCAAACCCAAAUGCCAAAGCCAAAUUGACAUUUGUUGAAAAUCCUCUCCAAUUAAAAGGAAAUCUGACUCUAGGUAAGCCUCAAUAUGGUAUUGGUUUUGAUGGGAAAUUUGAUCUUGUCUCCCAAAAGUUGACAGGGUAUAAUUUAUAAGUAAAAUAUGGCGUUGUUCGAAUUUUAUGAUCUCUCCAUUGAAAAUUCUUUUCUUGCGUGCUUUAAUUAUGUGAUUUGGUUUCCGCUGGUGAAAUUAUCCCAACUAUGUCAGGGAAAUAAGAACCUAUGGUUUUUUCUAAGAUUCCUGACCUAAGGGAUCGAGUUUUCUAGAAGAACGCUAUCUACCUCAGGCAGUGAGACGGGGACUUUAAGGGUGCCUGACGGAUCCAAGUAGGUAGUCUGCUCAAAACAGAAUCGUCGAAGCCCAAACUUAAGACUAGCGUCUGGUCAUGAAACAAAGUCAAGGUGGCCACACUUUGGAUGGCCGAGGAAGAUGGCACGAAAUGCUCCAGUGCGGUGCUGAAGGCAACUGUAUUAGCAAGCAACCUGGCAGUGGGCUUUAAACAAAGAAUAAAUUUAAUUGUAAUUGUCAGGAUAUAAUUUAGCCUUAUGGUUUUUCAGAAAACACUCAAAAAUAGUCUUAAAGCACAUAGGGACAAAUGCUGAAGAGCUUGCUCUUGGAAACAUUGAGUUUUCUUUCUAUCAAAAGUUGAGUCCUUUGGCUCAUUUUGGAUCAAAAAUUAUUACCAAAGCAAGAGGAGGAGAAACAAGUAUUGAGUUUGGAGGAGACUAUAAAUACAGUGACGAUACUUUGCUGAAAGCUAAGUUGAACACUGAAGGAAAAUUAGGGCUGGCAUUGUCCAAACAAUUGAGUAAAUCUUUAAGAUUCAGCUUAGGGUCUGAAAUUGAUACAAAAGAAAUAGCUGCAAAUCGCUUCCACGAUUAUAAGCUAGGGUUUCGCUUGGAUUUUUAUCAUUAG